GCAAAAUUUUAUUAUAAUUGAAACGAGAAAAUAUAUAUAUAUAUAUACAUAACGUUCGUGUCGGCUAAAUUGGCUAUUUAGUUUCUUGCAAAUUGGCUAAUAAACUUGGCUAAUGUCUCGAGACAGACAAAUUGUCGUAUUCUAGAAUUACUUAAAAAAAACAAAAGUGUUUCUUCGAGUUUUAUGAAAAUGAGUACAUGUUAUGCAAAUAUUAGAAGCGUGAAAAAGCGUGGUAUCGUACGUGUAAUCGAGGUAGGCGAACCAACGAGAGAAAAUCCAGGGAAAGCUCGGGACUAUGUGCCGUGGACUAAAGCGAUACCAGCGAUAAAAAUUGUAAUUAAUCACUCGUUACGUGUCCUGAGCACGCGCGAGCUCGCUCGCUAUGAGCAUAAAUUAUCGUUGGCAUGGCGAUUUAAGCCGGCUUAAUAGGUACUCGAUAAAAAAUGUGAUCCCAUUGCCUUCUACUACUUUCUCUACUAUGUUCAGUAUCGAAAGUUAGAAAGAAAGAGGGUGAGACCUAUAACGUAGAUAUUCGUCUCCCCUCCGCUCUCAACAAUGCAGCCCUUUCGUAGGGAAUUUUGGUGUCGAAGUAAUAUAGCUCAACGGCGAAGCCCAUCUGCAGAGAGAGAGAGAGAGAGAGAGAGAGAGAGAUCAAUUGAGUGUAGGUCGAUCGCUGUGUUCCGUUCGCGUCUCGUUGAUCGCUUAUUGCCAAGCAACGUUCAGAACUGGAUGUUAACGAGAGAUCCUUCUCAUCGAUUCUCUUCAGUUCUCUAUGUACCAACACAAUACCCUUCUCUAGCGUAUUGUUAAUAAACACUACUGACAAAGACACUCUCUUACCUUUCAUCGUUCACUUAACGCGCCAAGUGCCUUAGUUGAUUGCAGUCGAAUUUGACAUACAUACGUAUGUGUCGAUUUUUAAAGAUCUUGGUAGUUUAUUCUUAUUUUACAAACAAAAGAUGUAAUCUAAAAAAUGUACUAAACAAAAAUUCUCAGAAUGAGUAUUCAAUUAUUUCCUAUUAAGAAAGAACAUUCUUCUGAGCAUAUAUGUAUAUAUAUAUAAAUGAGGUAUAAUUAUUUGUGUCUAGUGGAGUGAAAACCCUCGAGAGGAUAUUGGUUCUGACACGUUAAUCCAUAGUAUUGCAUAAAUAUUCAACAAUCGGGUUAUACUCACUUGUAAAUUACUGUAUAUGGGACAUAGGAAUACUUAAUGAAAUAGAAAUUACUUACUCACGGACCAUUUCUUCCAUAUCGUAUCAUAGUCAUACUUCAUUCUUUGAAAGUUAUAGACGUUUACGAUACGUAUUAUUUUGUGACUCUACGAUUGAUGACGAUUCUUGGUAUAUCGCCUUAUCAGGAUACAGAAACAUUUCCCUCGAGCUAUGUUCGCUACUUCUCGUCGAAGGAUUCUCUAUCAUUUUUCAGAUAAAAAUAUGAAACAAUCGAUUCUUUUUAUUAUCAAUGUGGAUUAUUAUUUUUAAAAUAUUCUUCUGUUUGUUCAUAAAUUUUCCCCUCGUUUUUUUCAAAAUGUAAUUUUUAUCUUUUGCAACUCACUUUUGAUAACGCAUAACGUAUGAUUGGUGGAUGCAUUUGCAGAAUUUGAAGCUAUUAAAAAAAUUAUGAAAAAAAAAGUAUGCGAAGAUAACUUACACGGUGAUUUUUGGAAUUAUAAUGUAUGUACAUCGGUGGAUGUUACUAUUUCUUGCACUAGCAAUAAUCUAAUUGUGAUAUCUAUCCUCCGGUCUUUGAGUUAGAGAUCACUAUUAUGGAGAGACAAUGAAUGACGAAGUUUGCAGUCGGUAGAAUCCUCCUGCGCAUGCUCUUCGAAUAAUACAAUAAUGUAAGACAGAAGAAUCCCUCGUGUAAUCGUUGGGAAGAAACAUCUGUUUCCCUACUUGAAUACACCUUUGCAAUAUUGCGAGAGAAACAUUAGACAUUAUUUAAUUGUCCGAAGGGGAAAGUAAGCAAUUUGAAUGCGUAAUGAGGCAUUAGGAUUGGCGUUAGCUUAUUAUUUUGUCGCGAACAACAAAAGGAAACGUUACUAUGUCUUCGAGAAAAAUAAACUAUUUCGGUCAGAGUGAACUUAUAAGUCAAUUAAUUUUAUUUAUGAUCGGCAUAGGACCUUAUGAAAAUUCGAAGGAACGUAUUGUUCGAACAUGUGCGUUAACUUUGUUCUUUAUUCCUAUGUUCUUUCAUCAGAUUUAUCAAUUUUGCACGAUGGACUUUGAGAUGAAUUUGACUAUUAGAAGGAUGCAGUUAUUUUUACCCUGUCUGUGUACCAUCAUUACUUAUUACACCGUUAUUUAUAAUUUUACAACCGUGAAGCUAAUUUAUGCACAUCUAAUGAAUGAUUAUGAACAACUCUUGGAUGAUAAGGAAUGGGAUAUUGUAAACAAAUAUAAUAAAGAAAAUAAAAUAUACAUGUUACUUACUGCUAGACUUACUGUCUUAACUAUGAUAGCAUUUGUGACUUUCACAACAUAUUUGGUAUUAAUACAACACGCAUGCAAUCAAUUUAGCAUUCUUAUAAUGAAGACACUACAACCAUUUAAGAAAAACCAGAAUUCUAUGGAACAGGAUUUUUAUUAUAGUGGACCUCAGAAGGAGCACGAUUGGAUAGUUGAUAUAAUAAAUCGUCAUAUAAAGGCCACGCAGUUAAUUGAUUUGAUAAAUUCUUUAUCCGAGAUGAUUUAUUUAAUCGAAAUUUUCUUUGGGAUGAUUAUAAUUAUUGUUGAUUUUAUUUAUACAUUUCAAAUUGUAUUAGAAAAUACAAGCGAAACAGUAGCAUGUUGUAUCUAUAUCGUUACAUCUCUAUUCCUUAUAUACAUUAACUUUUAUAUUGGACAAAAGCUCUUAGAUCAUAGUAAUGCAACUUACAUGGAAUUGUGUAAAGUUCCCUUCUAUGCGCUUACCGUCAAAACUCAAAAGUUAUUUUUAUUCAUCAUAGCAAGAAGUAUGAAGUCAGCCAAACUUUCAAUAGGAGGGUUAUUUGUAUCUUCUCACGAAGUUUUUGCAGCGUUAAUACAAAAAGCAUUUUCCGUUGCUACGGUGUAUUAUAAUAUGCAGUAAGCUUAAGUAAUCUCGUAAUAGUGAAAAUAUUAGAUAUCAAUCUAUUAGAAUCAUUACUUCCAGAAAAAAGAACAAAAUUAAACGUAUACUCACUUGUAGUAAAUAUCACGAUGAUAUAGUAAAUAUUAAAAUGUAUAGUAUGCACACCUUCUAUAGUAUUCACGUUCACUACCUUUUUAUAUAAAUGUACUGUAGCGUGGUUGGACAACAAAUGACAAAGAUUUCAGUGAAAUGAAUCUACUGCGCAUGUCGUUUUGAAGUAAAAGUAGAAGGCGGAGACAACUCUCGUUUAAUCGUCAGAAAUAAAAACAUCUGUUUGUUACUUACGUGGGAGCUCUUACCACUGCGAAGGAAAUGCUAGAUGUACUGUAAUUAUUUAAAUGGAAGAAUGAUUAUAAAGCCGUAUUGCAUCGAUUAUUUUUAUGUCGCUUGCUAUACUACUCUAAUAAAAGAUAAUUAGAAAUGCAUAAUUGGAAUGCAAAAUAAGAAGGAAUAACGUAGAAGUUGUCUUUUACAUUGCUGUUGGAAACUUAAGACAGAUUGAAAUUUUCUUUGCGACGUAAUUCGGAGCUCUUAAAAGUAACGAGGACUAUAUUGCACUAUGGUCGAACAGCGAGUGGAAGGUUUCGAACUGACUGCGCAUGUUCUCUUUGAAAAGGAAAGUAAAAUAUCCCUCGGUUGAUCCUUGGGAAGUAACAUCUGUUUCCAUACUUAUAGAAAUUGUAUAAUUCUCCAAUUGGAAAGAUAUUCCAAUCGAUUUGAAGAUUAUAGUAUUAUUAUUUUUAAUUAUUUCUUUACUUUUUUUUUUUCUACAAAGUGUUGCUGACUGUUGAUUUUGCUAGUAAUAUUAUCAGUAAUACUUUCGUCAUGUCUUCGAAAGUUAUAAUAGGUGACGUAUGCGAAUACUACGAUUUGAACGAACGAUUGUUACUGCAACUAGGUUUAUGGCCCUAUCAAGAAAAAUUUGAAAAGUUUCUUCGAACGUUUAUCGUCAAUGUAUCUUUGCUCGUGGCCUUUUUAGUUGAGUUUUAUCGAUUCUACAUCUCCGACUUUGAUAUAAAAUCGAUCAUUGAAGAAUCUCAG
This is a messenger RNA of Vespa mandarinia (Asian giant hornet), 4152 nucleotides long. RefSeq lists its product as uncharacterized. The record is from RefSeq and is a predicted model, not a curated record. Gene Ontology annotation, molecular function: odorant binding; olfactory receptor activity. Gene Ontology annotation, biological process: sensory perception of smell; detection of chemical stimulus involved in sensory perception of smell. Lineage: Eukaryota; Metazoa; Arthropoda; Insecta; Hymenoptera; Vespidae. Gene Ontology annotation, cellular component: plasma membrane.